This is a messenger RNA of Antechinus flavipes (yellow-footed antechinus), 2994 nucleotides long. It is a transcript of the gene LANCL3, whose product is annotated as LanC like family member 3. Gene Ontology annotation, biological process: carbohydrate metabolic process; peptide modification. The transcript has 5 exons. NCBI's taxonomy places the organism in Eukaryota, Metazoa, Chordata, Mammalia, Dasyuromorphia, Dasyuridae. Bases 35 to 1297 code for a protein of 420 amino acids. Gene Ontology annotation, cellular component: plasma membrane. The record is from RefSeq and is a predicted model, not a curated record.
GAGAGAGAGAGAGAAUAUCAAGGGGAGGUGGGACAUGGAGAGCAAACGCUGCUUCGCUAACCGAUUCGAUGACUACCAGGGCAGCCUGCUAGCUGGCCAGUGCAAGGAGGCGGUAGCGCCCUUGGUCACAGCCACCAUCGACCGCAUUUUGAAGGAGCUGCCUCAGCUUGGGGGCAGUGGGGAGUCUAAGGGGGCGGCGGCCCGGGAGAGCUGCUGCCAAGGGGGUCUGUAUAGCGGCGUGGCCGGGGUGGCCUACAUGCUGUACCACGUCUCCCAGUGUCCUCUCUUCGCCCCGUCCCGAGAGAGGUAUCUCCGUUUGGCCAAGAGGCUGAUCGACGCCUGCACCCGCGCCGAGGAGUGGGGGGAACCCGACGCGGAUACUCGCGCUGCCUUCUUGCUGGGGGGUGCCGGUGUCUACGCGGUGGCAGCUUUAGUUUACCACGCCCUGGGCCGGCCUGACUAUGUGCAGCCCCUUGGCAAGUUCCGGGAACUGUGCACCAUCUGCGCCCCGGUCUCCUUCCUGGAGUGCGGCUCGGACGAACUGUUCGUGGGUCGCGCGGGCUACCUGUGCGCCGCCCUGGUGCUCAAGCAGAAACUCUCCCUGGAGGUAUUGACCCCAGCACAGAUCAAAUCAAUCUGCCAGGCUAUCCUAGAAUCCGGGAAGCAGUAUGCAACAAAAAAGAGAAAACCAUUUCCUUUAAUGUAUUCUUAUUAUGGAACUGAAUAUUUAGGUGCGGCUCAUGGUCUGUCUUCCAUUCUUCAGAUGCUGCUCUCUUACCAUGAGCACCUCCAACCUGCUGAUCGGGAGUUGGUUUGGCAGAGUGUUGACUUCCUCAUGGAACAGGAACAAAAUUGCAACUGGCCUCCCGAGCUAGGAGAAAUGAUUGAGAGGGAAAACGAGCUGGUCCACUGGUGUCAUGGAGCUCCAGGAAUUGCCUAUCUCUUUGCUAAGGCAUACCUGGUUUCCAAGAAACCUCAGUAUCUGGACACAUGUAUCCGGUGUGGGGAGCUCACGUGGAGAAAGGGUCUGUUGAAGAAAGGACCUGGAAUCUGCCAUGGUGUCGCUGGCAGUGCCUAUGUAUUCCUCCUGUUAUACAGACUAACUGGAAACUCCAAAUAUAUCUACAGAGCACAAAGGUUUGCAGAGUUCUUGUUUACGGAAGAGUUCAAAGCUGGUUCCCGAGUCCUGGAGAGUAUCUAUAGUCUGUAUGAAGGCUUCUCCGGAACUGUGUGCUUCCUGAUUGAUCUGCUCCAGCCUGGUGAGGCUGAAUUCCCUCUCUUCAGCGUCUUUGUUUAGAAGAUGACAAUCACCAGUGAGAUCGUGCAAAAGCAUCUGGGAUUUUCCUUUAGCAUACAAGGAAGGCAAUUUAUAUAUAAGCCAGACUUAGCGGUAUCACUACCACUAGCCUUAAUAUUGCUGGGGUAUGGGAUGGGGGCAGCGGUGGGAGAGAGACAGACAUGUUGGGGGUUUUAAUGAUGGCAAAUGAUGCUAGACUUGAGAGGGAAACCUGCAUCUUUUUUUUAAAAAAAAUUACAUUUCUUAUAAGCUUAGAAGUUUAUCUGUUUUAAGGAACAAACACAAGAUCAGAAAUAAAGAAAAAGGGGAGAAACGUGAAUUACCUUUCAAUUGGUAGCAUGGAAAAACAAGUGAAUAUGAAAUAUAAAAAUAUAAAAAUAUAUGGAGGUCCUAGAGAACUAAACAGUUGUGGGAGCUCCCCACCCUUAAAUCUAAGAACAAAGACAAUCAAAGACUUCUAAAGAUGAAACUUUGAAAAAAGGGUAAAGCUUUCUGAUGGAUGAAAAAACAAUAUCUUGUUGUUUUAAGUCUUGUGUUCUAUACUUAUGGAAAUAUUAUUUUUACAGAAUAGUUAUGUCUGCCCAAAGCCUGUAUUUGUACUAUUGCCUUGGGCACUUUGAAGAAAUGAUUUCACAAUUAAUUCUAAACCUAGAGAUGUUAAGUUCCCUUCAACCUCAUAGUGUAUGAUCCCUUUCCCUUUCACUAAAACAAAUAGAAAUGCACAUAAACUGUUUUAGCUUAGCAAAUGUAGCAAGUGUCUUUGUCAAGUACUUUUCUCUGUUUUGAUGUGUUAAGGGUAUUUGUCUAGUAAUUGAAUUUUAAUUCAACAAACAUUUGUGAAGCUACUCUGUGCAAGGCACCAUAGAAGGUGUUAGUAUGCAAAUAAAAAAGAAAAACCUCAGUCCCUAUUCUCAGGAGUUUACAGUCUGGUCAAGGGGAUGGAAACUGUAUACAGCAAUUAUAAUACAAAUUAAACUAUCAGAAACUGUAUGGAAGAGGUCCAGCAAGAUGAAGUGAGAGAUUAAAAGAGACAGGGGUUAUUUCUUGCUCAGAAAAGCAGGAACAAGAUGAACCUUGAAAGAGAAGGAUUUUGAGAGCAAUGAUAUAGAUCAAUUUCAGUCAUGAGGCAUAAGAAUAUUUUUAAUAAUAUUUUGAAGUGUGUAAUAUCUUUUAGCAUAUUAGUUGAAUUUUAAACUAUUGGUCAAUUCCCCAUUUCAAUACUGGAGUAAUCAAUUACAGAAUCAUGUUUUUAUUAGCUUCUGGUAGGAUAUAACUGACUCAGUAUCUUGGUCAGAGAUCAAAAGAGACUUCACAUGGUGAACCUGGGUAAAACACUGCUCUCAGUAAAAUUAAUAGUUUAGACUGUUUCACUUGUCUCCCUAGGCAUCUAUUCAAUAAACGAAUUGCUCCAGAACUUUAAAGACAAGCUUUCAGGGAAGUGUAAAUCCUGCUGUGAAUACAUAGAAAUCUUAAAAUAAUUCUAGUAUGGACUUAGUUGCAAAACAUUAUAGGCCACAAUAGGAUUUUUAAUGCACCCAUGUACUUUGUUAUUUAAUCUUUUUAAUCAAUAAAAAUCUCCUUUCUUUCCCAUCUUCCUCUGCCAUUAGUGAGGAAAAUAGAUAAAAACUAGUAUCAAAUAUUCAGUCAAGCAAAAAAAAAUCCUAUAUUGGCUAUGUGCAAUAAAUGUCUCAUUUUUA